Molecule: messenger RNA, 2057 nt
Organism: Branchiostoma floridae (Florida lancelet)
Lineage: Eukaryota; Metazoa; Chordata; Leptocardii; Amphioxiformes; Branchiostomatidae
Exons: 4
Coding region: 224-610 (128 amino acids)
Source: RefSeq, a predicted model, not a curated record
UUGCGUUUGCAUGCUGUCAAGAUCAAAAGUCGAAAAGGUCAGCUGCGAAGGCAUUUCCGGGGUUGAAAACUUUUCCACGAAAUGCGGGAUAAACAGGAUUUAACCUGUUGAAUCUGUAACAGCAAGGACUCUACAUGUACCCCCAGGCUAGGAUCUAGGAGAAAAUUCAGCUGGAACAGCGCAGCGCCGAGGUACGUACUUGUCUCUCAAAAGCUGUGGGACCAUGGGGAUGUGUUUGAGUGGUGACAACAAUUCAGAACCUCCUCCCCCAGAGGAAGAUACAGGAUUCAAAAGCAGUUAUGUAAAAGCAAGAGUAAAAGAGCGAUCAGAGGCAAGGGAAAGGGAGGUCUUACUUCGUCAACAACAACAGCAACAGCAACAACAGAUGCAUGGUCAAACCUCGAACCAGGGGAGUUACCAAAGUGGCGGCAGCAUCACCAGACUGCAGGCGCAGACAGGAGGUCUGGCCAGUGACAUGGCACGAGCUCGGGAGGGUCUUGAUGAGAGAGGGCAGAGACUGCGGCAAGUGGAGGAUGUGACUGUCAGGAUGGGAGAAGAAUCCAGGAACCUCGGAAAAACCACCAGCAAACUCAAGUCCAAGUACAACUAAUAAUGAUGAUGGAGGAGACCACUGUUUUUACUUCAAGUGCCUUCAAGAGACACAAUUAAACACUGACAAGCUAUCGUGAAAUAAUUUUUGUCACUCUCAACAGCAAUGUUAAGGGUAACUGUGAAAAAUGAUUUUGUUCAUACUUGAACAUUAUGAUAUUUUAGUUUUACAACAGUGCCAUAGUGCUUUGUACAAAAUACAAGACUUUGCUAAUAUAACAGUGCCUUUUUACCAGAUCAUUUUAUUGUUAACAGUAUUAAUAAGAUCACUAGACUAAUUGUAAUGUGGAAUUUUGGCACAUGUACUUGCUGCUUACCUUUUAUGCUUUUUUAACGCUCAGUUGCUUUUCUUGAUAGCUACAGCAUUAAAUGCCUACUAACAGCCAUGCAUUUUUAUAUAUUUUACUUGAUUUUUAUUUGAUCAAUCAUUAUGAAACUAAACUGGGUGUCCAUCAAAAUUGACAGUUAAGAGAGUAACAUAGAUGCACAUUGGUCACAUUUUUUGCAUUUUUACAUGUUUUUUUUUGUUUCUAUAUUUGGAAUGUAGUCAAGUUGACAAUGUUUAUUGUGGCUGAUUCCUCCAAGCAAAGAUUUUAGUCUUGGGGAUAGAAGUGGCCAUGGUUCUUCAUGUCUACCUUUGUAAACAUGAUUUUGGGGAAAGCUUUAAAUUAUUUUGUCAUACGAUGCCAAGGAUGAAUGAAUUUUGUUAUUUAGUAUUACAUUAUUUGGUUCCUAUCUUAAACAUUAUUGGAAGAUCUGUCCCCUCCCCAUUGAUAUGAAUGAAAUAACCCAUGUGAAGUUCUAUGAAAUCCCCCAUUUAGCCUUACAGAAAAAAAAUGAACUCAAAUGUUGAAAUGUACACAUUGUAUUUCUCAGUUCAGACCAAUUUUUUUCUAAAAGUUGAGACAAUUUUUGUUAACUGCUUAUCAACUAGAGUAUGCUAAUUUUCAUAUCAGCAUAUCAAGGUAUUUAACCCAACCUGGUAGGCUACUUCUCUUGGUAUUGAAAAUAUGUAUUUGUAACUGUGUGAGGAAGGUUACUACAUUGUUUAUCCUUUUUUUCAAUUUCAUCAAUGGACGGCUGUAUGUCUUGUUCCAGGUCUGUCCAAAGCAAUAUAAUUAUAAGUUAAAGUUUUAAAUCUGGCUACCCAAGGAAAUUCAGAUGUGUUUUACUUUCUCAUAAACAUGACAACCACUCUGUUAUUUGUAGUAUUUGAAUCCUGUGGUUAUACCAUAUAUGUAGUUAAGGCUAUGUUAUUUUAGAAUUACAUUGAAUUUUGAUAGUAUUAACGUUAUGCGUGUUAACAUUGUAGUUAUAAACUCAAUGACAAUACCAUUGUUGCCAUAUAUGAUCAAACUUGUUAAAGUUCAUAGGGGCCUAUUUCGAAUGUGUUCUUUUUAUCAUGGAAAUACACAUUCACUGUAUCUCUAAGGCUCCUGAAUCAAGUU